UACACCGAAUAACCGGAUCUAACCGACCGGUUCCAGUGCUAAAAUAGACUGACCAAUCUCAAGCGCAACAAACAUUGGGCCGGGUCCAGAUGGUGAAGCCCUAAAACCAACACUUAACUCUCUCUCUCUCUCUCAUCUCUCUCUCUCAGCACUUUCAGACAAGACAGAAAGAUGAAGUCUUUACUGAGAAACGCCACAACCUUAAACCCUAACACCAAACUAACAACAACAAAGCUCCUCCCUUUAAUCCACCAAACCCUCACCAGACCCUUCUCCCAAUCCACCACCAUCCCAACAAAGCAAGACCGAGUCCGCGACCACGGCUACGACAACUACAUGGAAGUCGAGAAAAAAAUCCGCAAAGUCGUCAAGUUCCACUCCCUCAUCCUCUCUCAGCCCCAACACACCAUCCCAAUCUCUCUCCUCGACACCUUAGCUCGCCGCUUAGGCCUCGGAUUCAAGCAGCACGAGCCCGGAGCUUUCCUCCUCAAGUUCCCUCACGUCUUCGAAGUCUACGAGCACCCUGUCCAGAGAAUCCUCUACUGUAGAUUAACAAGAAAGGCUCUUGAUCAGAUCCGUGAUGAGCAAGAAGCUGUCCUCUCUCAGAUACCAGACGCUGUCACUAGAUUAAGGAAGCUAGUUAUGAUGUCCAACACUGGUCGGAUCCGUUUAGAACACGUUAGGAUAGCUAGAACCGAGUUUGGUCUCCCUGAGGAUUUCGAGUACUCUGUGAUUCUGAAACAUCCUGAGUUCUUUAGACUUAUUGAUGGAGAGGAGACUAGAGAUAAGUAUAUAGAGAUUGUUGAUAGAGAAGAGAGUUUAUCUCGUUGCGCUAUAGAGAGAGUUAGAGAGUUAGAGUAUAGAACUAAAGGAAUAGACGCAGAGGAUGUUAGAUUCUCCUUCCUCGUGAACUUCCCUCCCGGUUUCAAGAUUGGUAAGUACUUCCGCAUCGCUGUCUGGAAAUGGCAGAGGCUUCCUUACUGGUCUCCCUACGAGGACAUCUCCAACUACGACUUGAGAUCCUUGGAGGCGCAGAAGAGGCUGGAGAAGAGAGCUGUCGCGUGCAUCCACGAGCUGUUGUCCUUGACCGUGGAGAAGAAGAUAACUCUCGAGAGGAUAGCUCACUUCAGGAACGUGAUGUGUUUGCCUAAGAGGCUGAAGGAGUUUCUUCUCCAGCAUCAGGGGAUAUUCUAUAUAUCGACUCGUGGGAACUACGGGAAGCUUCAUACGGUGUUUUUAAGAGAGGCGUAUAAGAGAGGGGAGCUUGUGGAGCCGAACGAGGUUUAUUUGGCUAGGAGGAAGUUGGCUGAGCUUGUGCUUAUGAGUCCUAGGAAGGCUAAGGUUGAUGGUGAGCUUGUUAGGUACAGGAACGGAUUUGAUGAUGAUGAUGAUGAAGAUGAUAGUGAAUGAGAUUGUGGCAAGCUCACUCGUUGUUCUUGUGUUGAUUUGAAUUGAAGAAAGAUGCCAAACAAGAUUUGAUUACUUGAUCCGCAAGAUAUACUUUGGGCUAUUAUCUUUCUCAUCAGCAGAAUAUUCUUUAACUCAGAU
Molecule: messenger RNA, 1548 nt
Organism: Brassica oleracea var. oleracea
Lineage: Eukaryota; Viridiplantae; Streptophyta; Magnoliopsida; Brassicales; Brassicaceae
Product: protein ROOT PRIMORDIUM DEFECTIVE 1
Exons: 1
Coding region: 172-1410 (412 amino acids)
Molecular function (GO): RNA binding
Source: RefSeq, a predicted model, not a curated record